Molecule: messenger RNA, 573 nt
Organism: Klebsormidium nitens
Lineage: Eukaryota; Viridiplantae; Streptophyta; Klebsormidiophyceae; Klebsormidiales; Klebsormidiaceae
Source: the annotation of a GenBank genome assembly
AUGGAUGGCCAGACUUACACUCUGCGCUCCCAUCCCCUCAACAAGUUCUAUGCAUGGGGCAGGGGCGAACUGGGGUUCGACGUCAGGACCCCCAGAUUGGCGACAGUCCCAAGGAGUCUUGCAAUGCUUCUAGGCUUCCUGCGUAGCGGCAGCUUUUUGGAGAGUUGCUCGCACAAGGAUGGGGCUCUGGAAUUGUUGGAAGUGUUGUCGUGUGACACAGCGUGUCAGAAGGCGCUCGGAAAGCUGCCGCAGUGUGUUGAGACGCUGGUGUGCUUUGUCUGUGAUGGGGAGGUCUCUAUUCAGAGGAAGCUGGGGGCCUUCUUGCAAGACGUUGCAAAGGCUGAGGCAAUAGCGAAUGGUGCGGCUCAGUUGCUGGGCUCCUUGACAAAGGACAACGAGGUUGGGGAGACUGUCGGCCGCAUGCCAUGGAUGCUUGGGGAUUUUUUAAAUGCACUUGGCGUCACCUCAAUCUCAACGGACGUCGCCCGGGUUCUUUAUAACUCGACCAGGGGGCCUGAGGCCAGGGAGGCAAUUGCCAACUCUGGGGUCCUCCUCAAGAAGUUGGUCAGUUAG